CAAAGAGGGAGCCGGUUCCUCGAUUAACAAAAAUUGUCUAUUAAUUUAAAAAAAAAAACUAUCAUCAAACAUUUUCUAAUAUGUUAUGCUGCAUAAUAAAACCAGUUCUUGUAUUUAUUCACAGUUUUCAUAAAGUCUUCAUAUUUAUAUUGAACGUUGCCAUAUAUGCAGGUCGCACACUAUUUCUGAUACUACUAAAAUCGGGUGAAUUUAUUAGAGAAGUGUUUGCGGCCUUGGCCAUUAUUGCUGAAGAACUGUAUUAUUUUCUAUGCGAUUUGUACGAAAGUGCAAGUGCUGUCUCGCUGUACGUGCGAACUUCAGCAAAUGGAGGUGUAAAUGGCAUAAUCGAAGCCAUAGUGGUAUUCUGUCGUCAUAUGCGGAAGUUUUUUCUCAACACUCAGAUAAUUUCUAAAUUGGUGGCAACCAAAUUGGGUUGUUUUGUGUGCCAUUUCCUGGACCUGGUUCGCAAUGCCUUGUUAUUAAUAACAGAUUGUGCUUGGUGGUUAAUAACACUUAUUCCACGAUAUCUUUUGUAUUCAGCCAUCGCAGUUGGGGAUGCCAUUGUUGGUGGUAUCACACUUAUGCGCAAGGCUGUAGUCUACAGUAUAACUAUUGUCGUUGAGGACAUAUUCCGCUUAACAAUUGGAAUUGUGCUACUCAUAUUGUUGUGGCACAACAGACGACGAUUGGCUCGAGUUGCAAUUAGAUUUGUUUCAAACCUGAAAAGGAUUAUCGUGUUAUGCUUCCGUCGAUUAUGUUUAUUCACCAAUUGGAUACUGGGCCGAAGAACUAGACUUUCUGUUGUACGAACAACUCCCACUAGGUCACGUUUACCACGCCAGAGGGUGUCGCCAGCAGCCAGUGAAAAGUCAAUAGAUCCACAUCAACGUUGCGUGGUUUGUCGAGAUAGGCAAAAAUGCGUCGUUCUCUUGCCUUGCAAGCAUUUGUGUUUGUGCGAGGAAUGUGCGGACUAUAUGAUAUUUUCUGCACAACGUCAAACGUGUCCUUUGUGCCGGACGAGUAUUGUACACUCAAUGUCAGUGUACACUUGACCGUUAAAAAACAGUCAAUUUUUUAACAAACUUAAUUUAAGUACAAACACACAUACUAUGUAAGUUCUCAUUUUUGUAAAAUAUAUUAAACAUAUUUUUAAUUUUAAGACUGGACAAUUUGCCAAUAACACAAAACACAUAUUCAGCACGGGUCACCUUCCUCUGCCGGAAUAUAGUUGAUCCAAGACUACUUUGCUUUGUGUUAACUUUUUCUGAAGCAAUGGAAACAGAUGUUUUGCAA
Stomoxys calcitrans (stable fly) is the source of this 1293-nucleotide messenger RNA. RefSeq lists its product as uncharacterized. The coding region runs from base 81 to 1052 and encodes 323 amino acids. The transcript is spliced from 2 exons. The record is from RefSeq and is a predicted model, not a curated record. Lineage: Eukaryota; Metazoa; Arthropoda; Insecta; Diptera; Muscidae. Gene Ontology annotation, biological process: protein ubiquitination; ubiquitin-dependent protein catabolic process. Gene Ontology annotation, molecular function: ubiquitin protein ligase activity.